Messenger RNA from Bolinopsis microptera, 3232 nucleotides. RefSeq names its product integrator complex subunit 8-like. Gene Ontology annotation, molecular function: protein binding. Gene Ontology annotation, biological process: snRNA 3'-end processing. The record is from RefSeq and is a predicted model, not a curated record. Lineage: Eukaryota; Metazoa; Ctenophora; Tentaculata; Lobata; Bolinopsidae. Gene Ontology annotation, cellular component: integrator complex. The coding region runs from base 28 to 2796 and encodes 922 amino acids. The transcript has 5 exons.
GGUACAGGUCGAGUGAGUUUUUUGCAAAUGUAUACAAACCCCAACUUUCAAGAGGACUCGUUCUUCAACAAGUACUGCAAUGAACCUCCAACCUGGUUCGAAUUCAUGCUCGAUGGAACAGGAAUCAAGCUUCGGACUCACUUAGAAAACAAUUAUGAACCAUCAGCUUCAUGUCUGAUAUCCUCAUUCAUUGACAAAGCUUCCACCCAUAUAAGCAACACAGAAGGGGCAGUCAGGCAGUAUUCAAACACCCUCUGGAAUCUAGCCACAGAAACUGCAUCCUUUGUUGGGUGGAAACAUGAAAUACUGGAGGAGAUUCCCACUCCCAUUAGGCAAAAGCUAUUAUCGUACCUAGUCAAAGUCACAGUACCAGCAGAAGUGAGAGCACAAGACAUUUCUCAGCUUAACUUGGCAGCAAUUCCUAAACAAGGUCUCACUGCUCUAUUUUUAUACCAUCGCUGGAUUUGCAGUGCUUUUGUCCAUCUCCAUUUUUACGCUAAACAAUGUAAACAAGAUUUUGAGAUGCCAGGAUUUGUGCCAAAUGUCAAUUCCCUCCAAUUGAUUGAGCCAGAACUCUCACAUUCAAUGGAGUUUUUACAGAAAGUUGCUCAGAAUCCUACUGAUUUAAUCAUGCCUCAGGUAUUUGCUUUCAACAAAUUACCCAGAAGUAAGGAGGUAGUCAUCCCUGCUAACGUUGUUGCUGCACAAGCCCAUUUCGACUUAGGUGAACUGUUCUUUUACUACAGUACUUAUACAGAAGCAUACACGCACUUCAAAGAGGCUACCAAUCUGUACGAUCAAAGUAACGCUGAGUUCUUCUCCUUCUCUCACAAAAAAGUGCUCAGCUAUUUGGUUGGUCUCCAAUUCCUAACCGGUGCAGCAGACAUCUUAGAACACAAAUCUCUAGCUUCCAAACUGGAGCUCACCAAAGCCAGUAACUAUGAUGGAUGUGUAGAAAUACUCCUGAAAGAUAAUUACAUGAGAGAACUAAGUCUGUGCCACAGAAAGACUUUUGUGAGAGAGGUUCAUGAAUCCUGUCCUGAUCGUGGUCUACACAAACAAGCUUACCUGUGUAACAUCAUGUUGGAGGUGAUCAUGGGUAAGGGAACAUGUCAGCUAUUCUGGGAUAUGUUAAAGGGAGACAAGGAUCUGGUUUUGGACUUUGUGAUCUCUGCUACUGUUAUCUAUUUGGAAAAUGUUGUUUCUCAGUCGGCCAAAGAUAAUCUCAAGAUGUUUUUCUUGUCUGUCAUCUCUAAGAGAUACAUGAAGAAUAGAGUGAUUGACAUUGUGAACAGAAUUGGUGGUCAAUUGGACAUAAAGGUUCCCAAAAGUAGCACUCCAUUACAGAUAGAAAAGACAAAAAUGCUUCGUUACAGGAACGGAGAACUUGCUGAGUGUUAUGAUAAGUUAUCGUCAAGCUCAAGCUUCUCAGUCAUCAAGGACACAAUUUCCAGAAUCUGCCAGCUGCAACCUAACUUCCAUGUUCAGACAUUUUGUGACAGGAUUUUAAAAGAUGUUAGAAAGGUUGGAUUAUUUUUGCCUCUAGUUGAUGCUCUUGCUUGUCCCCGACCUUUGGCUCAUAUUCUCAGUUACAAGCUGGCUCAUCUGUAUCACUACAAGUCGUAUGAUAAAGCUUUGAAACUACUGAGGGAUAUCAAAGAAUAUCUCAAGACAGCUCAGUAUGCCGCUUUUAAGCGGGGCCACAACUCGAGGCCUCUAGACAAACUUGAAGUUAUAUUGAGUGCUUUUGUUCUCAAUCAUCAAGCAUUUGUAUCUCACCACAGAAUAAAACCAUCCGAAGAAUUUUUGGAGAAUGUAGAGUUGCUGAAUGUCGCCCACCACUCCAAUGCUGGAUCUCAAGCUGUUACCCUCGAAACAAGUAUUGCGUCUGCAGUGCUGUUGAAUCUCGACAAACAGCCGACAAUCCUCGAGAUUAAUGAUGGCUUUGACUUCAUUGCUGGUCAACUGUGGAGCUACAUCCAGAACAGUGACUUUGACCUUACAACAUUAUUCAAAUUCUUGUUGCCCAUGCAUCAAGCUAAGCCACCAGAGGGCUCUAUGACUAGGUCAAUGCUUCUUGAGUUUUGUUAUCAGAUAACGGAUGAGAUGACACUAGAACUAUUGAUUGCUAUUAUCGUCAAACUGUUUAAUGAUAGUGAGAAACCGGAAUGGCACAACUUUAAUUGUGAAAUCAUUACCAGAGGAUGGCCCAAACUUUCUAAAGAGGCUGACAUGAGUGCUUGCCUGUCAACUCUAACCAGACUACUGGACCACGCCCUCUCCGUGCAUCCCCACAAUCUGAAGCUACUGACACUCAACGCAAACUGUAAAAUGUACCUGGGAGAUAAUGAGAGUACAGUCAGACAACUCUUAUCUUGUGGAGCCCUUCUCUCUGACGGGUUCACCAACCUCGCGAUCUUAGACAGAUGGCUGGAAGCCAGUUUUUACAAUCUUGUCAAAGCUUGUAUGAAUAUAAACGCCCAUAUUGAGGUAGCUCUGCUGUGUUGUAUGAAGACCCCGCCAGACUAUGGCACCAGUUUUCAAGCUCUCAAACGAACUACUGACCACGACAGUCUCCACGUGUACUACCCCCUCUUCUGGGAUGUAAAUCUGCUGGAGUGCGCUAUUGCACAACAUCACAAACGAAAUGAGACUCUGUUACGAGACUUCGUUAUCGGGCUGAUGGGACAACCUGAAAUCAAUGAGAAUAAUCCACUCAUUCUGUUGAAACGGACAACUGAGGCUAAAAAAUGCGUUUUCUUAAGAACUCUAUUUUUUAAGUUUUUUGCAAAAUAAAUUGAUAAAUGGUUUUCAGACUUUGAGCAAUCAAUCAGAGAUUGAGCACUAUUCAAUGAAAUAACUAGUCGUACUCGUUUAUCUUAAUAUAUUAUAAAGUUUGUGAAAAUAUUUAUUGUAUUCAGGUCGAGAAAUAUAUUUCAGAAUAGAUCUCUUAAUUGACCAUCAAUAAUAAAAGGGCAAAAUGGUUGACGCUCAGAGAUUGACUUGAUACUCAAUUAAGGACCCUCAAUUAUGCACCACAAUGAAUUAUAUUAACACUGUAUGUAUACAGACCAGAUAUUGCUAAAUUUUCUAGCUCCGAUGAAACUGUUUUUAUUCGUUGUUAAAUUGUAGCAAACACUUAUAUUUCUUGAAAGAAGUUAUAAUAACAUGACGUCAUUAUUAUGACAUGUUUUUGUUCUUGCAAUUUAAAAAAGUUAGUAUACUUUAUAUA